This is a messenger RNA of Sturnus vulgaris (Common starling), 3742 nucleotides long. Lineage: Eukaryota; Metazoa; Chordata; Aves; Passeriformes; Sturnidae. The record is from RefSeq and is a predicted model, not a curated record.
UCCAACCUUACAGUUUGCUUUUACAGUAUUUGGAUAACAACAGCUUGUUCUGAAAAAAUACUUUUAUUCUGAAAAUUGAUCGUUAUGUUUGUGUAUUUUAGGAUAAAAUGAUGCUCGCUGCAUGUCUACGGUUUUAUUUGGGAAAGUAUUUUUAACAGAGGUUAAUAAAACCAGCGUUGUUAGAGCCAGAUGGGGAGGAGUAGAAGUAGAUGUGUAUUUCAGAUACAGGCAAAUGGAAAAGAUCAUUGCCUGAAACAUGUCAGUGUUUAAUGGAUGUCAGCGUGCAAAGAUACUGCUCCUUAAAACUAACAUGCUUCUUAGGAAAGAGCUGUCAUAACUGAUAGUUUAAAUCUUUUGCAGACAGAGGGGAAGUCAGAAAAAGAAAACUUGUUUAAUAUUUUUUUCUUCCAAUAGUUACAUGUGUUUUUAAGCAGCACUCAGGAGUAAGAAUAAAAACUAUAGCUUACCCAGCCCACGGAGAACACUUCUCUGUGCAGGUGUGUGUCUGUAAUUCUUCAUGGGGCUGACUGUAUGCACCUUGUCGUGUCAAACAAUAGGAGCAAAUCAUGUGAGGGAACCUAAGUUUGGCUUAUUUUUUUCUUUUACUUGUGAGUAAUGACUUGGCUGAAUUAUGUGAUGUGAGUUUUUUAGUUGCAGCUGAUUAAUACUUAAUUUCCCCCAUGAACCAAGGAGCAAUGCUAUGAAGCUUUUUCAAGAUUCUUGUUGGAUUGUAGUGCAGGUUUUGAGUGCUUACUACUCUGUUGUGACUGGAAGAACAUCAGCAUGAAAAUGAGAGAGAUCUGGCCCUUUUCGGAGUUCUUGCUGUGGUCUUAGGGAUGAAGCCUUGCAAUUUACUUCAGACUGUUGUCAACCAGAAGGAUUUAGAAUAAUGAGAAGGCUGUGACCAUCAAGGGGGGAUGUCAGCGCUGCCUUCCUGGGACUGGAGGAUUGAAAAGGAGAAAGGACCAGAACUGUUUGAUCCAGGCUGCUUUUGACUGCUGACGCAAGCUGCUGAACCCUGGUGGUGGUGGAAGAGCAGGGCAGUCAUUCCUGAUUGCUUCUGUGGUAUCACCACAGCAGGGCCACCAUGAAUGUCACAAGUUUAUUCUCCUUCACCAGCCCAGCAGUGAAGAGGCUGUUGGGGUGGAAGCAAGGGGAUGAAGAAGAGAAAUGGGCAGAGAAAGCUGUUGACGCAUUAGUGAAAAAGCUGAAGAAGAAAAAAGGUGCCAUGGAGGAGCUGGAAAAAGCACUAAGCUGUCCUGGUCAGCCCAGCAACUGUGUGACAAUUCCUCGUUCCUUGGAUGGCCGGCUGCAGGUGUCACACCGGAAAGGGCUCCCACACGUCAUUUACUGCAGAGUGUGGCGCUGGCCGGACCUGCAGAGCCAUCACGAACUGAAACCUCUGGAAUGCUGCGAGUUCCCCUUUGGUUCGAAACAGAAGGAGGUUUGCAUCAAUCCCUACCACUACAAGCGGGUGGAAAGUCCUGUUCUUCCUCCAGUGCUGGUUCCGAGGCACAGCGAGUACAACCCCCAGCACAGCCUCCUGGCGCAGUUCCGCAACCUGGGACAGAACGAGCCCCACAUGCCGCACAACGCGACUUUCCCGGACUCCUUCCAGCAGCCCAACAGUCACCCGUUCCCCCACUCGCCCAACAGCAGCUACCCAAACUCACCUGGAAGCAGCAGUAGCACCUACCCACAUUCUCCAGCCAGCUCAGACCCAGGAAGUCCUUUCCAGAUGCCAGCUGAUACUCCCCCGCCCACUUACCUGCCUCCGGAAGAUCCGAUGACACACGAUACCUCCCAGCCCAUGGAUACCAACAUGAUGGCACCUGCAAUUCCCCCUGAUGUGCACAGAGGAGAUGUCCAGGCAGUUGCAUACGAAGAGCCGAAGCACUGGUGCUCCAUCGUCUACUACGAGCUGAACAACCGCGUCGGGGAGGCGUUCCACGCGUCCUCCACCAGCAUCCUGGUGGAUGGCUUCACUGACCCCUCCAACAACAAGAACAGGUUCUGCCUGGGGCUGCUCUCCAACGUCAACCGCAACUCCACCAUUGAGAACACGAGGCGGCACAUUGGCAAAGGUGUCCAUCUCUACUACGUUGGCGGGGAGGUGUACGCUGAGUGUCUGAGCGACAGCAGCAUCUUUGUGCAAAGUCGGAACUGCAACUACCACCACGGGUUCCAUCCCACCACGGUCUGCAAAAUCCCCAGUGGCUGCAGCCUGAAGAUUUUCAAUAAUCAAGAGUUUGCUCAGCUCCUGGCUCAGUCUGUGAACCAUGGCUUUGAGACAGUGUAUGAGCUUACUAAGAUGUGCACUCUCCGGAUGAGUUUUGUAAAGGGUUGGGGAGCUGAAUAUCAUCGCCAGGAUGUAACAAGCACUCCAUGCUGGAUAGAGAUACAUCUCCAUGGUCCCCUUCAGUGGCUGGAUAAAGUACUUACUCAGAUGGGCUCUCCUCAUAAUCCUAUUUCUUCAGUGUCUUAAAAGGUCCCAAGCUCCUGCAUUUUGGAAACAGUUGAGCCUUGCAUGUACUUGAAAGAUGUAUGAGUCAGACACACGUUUUUAUUUCCCCCCCCCCCUCAACUGGCAGCAGCUGAAAAAGAGCCAUGAAAACACUUGACUUCUGUGACCAACUGUUGGAUUCAGAAAACAAAGAUAAAUAAACCCCUUUGACAUACUGUUGGUAUAAAGAAUUUUAGUUUACAUUGUAAUGUACUAUUGUGGAGUUGAUUUACAGGGCUUAGUACAAGAGGGACGACAGAGCCAAAGCCAAACUCAGUGUGCUGGACCGAGUUCCCGAAGGAUUUUUCUGCAGCCGGCAUUCUUAAGGUUCUCCUUCCUUACAUUCAGCACUCACUGGUUUCCCCAUGUCCUCUGGAGCUAACAGUGGAUGUUGGCCAAGUCUGCUUUUUGCAGCCUCUCUCCAGUACUUCUUAGAAACAUUACAUUGAUGGUUGCUGUUCUCUCUAAAAGUAAAAGAAAGCAUAAGGUUUAAUCUCAAUAACUGUGUGCUAUCUCUGAAAUUGUGUCCUGACCAUACUGCUGUAAGAAUGUUAGGUAUGUUCUUUUGCUAAAUGUAUGUAUGGUGUAUUUGAAAGUUUAGAAAUUAAUUAGAUUUAGACCAUAAAGGAAUUAGGAAUAUUUGAAUGGGGGGAGGUGGGAGUGGGAGGGGACAAUGACAACUGAAAUGUAGAAUAUAUUGUAAACAUAGCGUGUUAGUUUAAACUGAGGUCUGAAUUUUGUUGUGUAUUUUGUUUUCAUAGUGGGCUUCAUCUUGUUAGUUCUGACUAAUUUUGCCUCUUCCUUUUCCCCCAAAGCAAUUGUGCAGCUUCUUUUACCCAUGAAGAGGACAAAAUGAUUAAUUACUGCAGUUUGAAGGCUGCAGCUCUAUGUAUUUCAUGACAAAUUUGUACAGAGUGCUCUUUAACUAUUGAGCAGUUUUAUACAGUUUAUGUAACAAAAGUAUGCUUUUAAUUUUGUGAGAGAAUCUUGUUUUGCCAAACCUAGUAACUGUUAAUUGUUUGGAGGACUUCAGUAUCCCUGUGGGGGUCUAUUUCAAACUUUAAAAAAUUAUAUAUAUUUUUAAUUUUUUUUUUCCUGCUUGGUUUAUUUUUUUCUGUUUGCUCUUUUAUAUUCAUGUAAGCUGUAGUACUUUCAAGUACUUUUAUUCCAAAACUAGUGGGUUCUCUUUACUGGAAAUUUUGAAUAAAACCUGUUGUUACUGCUUACAUUUUAUUAAAA